Messenger RNA from Saccostrea echinata, 1655 nucleotides. RefSeq names its product beta-lactamase domain-containing protein 2-like. The record is from RefSeq and is a predicted model, not a curated record. The transcript has 8 exons. Lineage: Eukaryota; Metazoa; Mollusca; Bivalvia; Ostreida; Ostreidae. Bases 15 to 1355 code for a protein of 446 amino acids.
GAAAAUAAUUCUACAUGAGGAAUAUCUGGGGUUUAAUUUGUGUCUGCCUUUCUCUUACGCUACCUCUGUGUUUUCGAUGGCUUAGUGAUCCAGAUCUCCCUCCUUGUUUCGGAGGAUAUGUUCAUCCAGCCUUUCAAAAGGUCUACGAUGUAUUCAGGCAAAACAUCGAGACAAAAAAAGAGAAGGGGGCCUGUUUUUCUGCCUACUACAAGGGUGAGUUAGUGGUGGAUCUGUGGGGCGGAUACUCGGACAUUGAGGCUGGACGGCCCUGGCAAAAUGACACCUUGUCCAUCAUGUUCUCUACAACUAAAGGAGUCACCGCUGUCAUUGUGGCGUUCUUCGUACAAAAGGGCUACCUGGACUACAAGAAGCGUGUAUCCUAUUACUGGCCGGAGUUUGGGAAAAACGGCAAGGAGAAUAUAACUGUAGAAAUGUUACUAAGUCACCAGGCUGGUUUAUCUAUUACUAACGGUACUAUUGACAUCAGACUCCUCAGAACAAACCCAAGAAAGGUGGAAGAGUUUUUAGAGAACCAGAGACCGAUUUGGAAACCAGGCACUGCUUAUUCAUACCAUGUGAUAACAUUUGGAAUGUACGUUGACGUGUUGUUGAGAAGGGCGGAUCCAAAACAGAGAAAUAUCGAUCAGAUCUUCAGAGAGGAAAUAGCUCUGCCCUUUGAUAUUGACAUCCACUAUGGACUCCCAAGAAGUGAGCUGUACCGUAAUUCUCGGUUUGUUCCUCUGACUCUGACCAAUCUUAUAAAACAUACACUACGAUCCCUCAGCCUCCAUCAACUUAAAAUCUUCUUCACUCUCCUGAACCCGCGGUCGAUGUUUAUGAAGGCCAGCUAUUCCGGAUUUAAUCAGGAACUCACGUUUGCUGCCUACAACAAUCCAGAUUUAAAUCAAAUUCCUAUGACGUCAUUCCUGGGAUUUGGUAGUUCUCGAUCAUUGGCGAAACUUUGGGGAAUUUUAGCCAGUGGAGGGACCUAUAAGAACAAUACCAUCCUAAACCCCUCUACGAUUAACACGCUGGGAACCCCAGUAACAAGUGGUCGAAGUGAGGACGGACUUUUUGACGUGGCGGUAGGACGGGGGGUUUUCUUCUUACCAACUCCUCAGGGACACGUAUCGUUUGGACACCCUGGUUAUGGUGGACAAGCCGCUUAUGCAGACGUCAAAAAUAACGUCGGGAUCGGCUAUCUCACAAGCUACCUUAAGUCUUUCACGCUCGGAGACGACGUACAAUUUCUACAGUACGAAGCAGCUUUCUACGAAUGUCUGGAAAAAUAUAUGAAAGAAACCACUUCACUAAAAAGUUGCAGUUCGCAAGAAGAAAAAGAAAAGAUUACAUGAAUCACUGUUGACGUUUUAGUUCGAAGAUUCAAAUUCCUCUGAUGAAAAUUUAUAAUAUACCUCAAUUAAAGCUGUAUAGUAUAAGCUGCGCAACGUAAAAGCCUUUGGGUACAAAAAAAGGGUACAUAUAAAAAUUUAAGUUUAAUUAUACGACUGCUUCAUUGCAUACUCACACCAGACGAAAACAGCAUUGGUGAGACCUGUAUACUGAAAUUUUCAAUGUAUAAUACUAUGCUCUCGAUCUGUGAUAUAUGUUUAUAUGUGCAAUACUUUAAAGCUAUAUUUAUAUGCCAUACUUAA